ACAUUAGGUGUAAUCAUGUGUGAAGAGAAUAAUAGUGUCAGUCCAAAUCACUUACAGAGAAGUAGGUCAAGUGGAGGAGUUUCAGAAAGAUUUAAAUCCCACGGCCAUAAUAAACAGUUUUAUUGAAAACAUGGAGAAGAAACAGACCAUCAAUUUCGGAGCGGGACCAGCUAAACUUCCACAGUCGGUUUUGCUCCAAGCACAGAAGGAGCUGCUGGAUUGCAGUGGCACUGGGAUAAGCAUUCUUGAAAUGAGCCACAGAUCGUCUGAUUUCUCCAAGAUUAUAAACACUACUGAAAACCUUCUCCGUGAACUUCUGAAUGUCCCUGAAAACUAUAAGAUACUGUUCCUGCAAGGCGGAGGCUCGGGACAGUUCAGCGGGGUUCCUCUCAAUCUGAUUGGUCUGAAGGAGGACAGGUGUGCUGAUUAUCUGGUCACAGGGACGUGGUCUGCAAAGGCAGCCAAAGAGGCAGAGAAGUAUGGAAAAGUGAACGUGAUUCAUCCAAAACUGGAUAGCUACACCAAAAUACCAGACUGUAGCACUUGGUCACUGAAUCCUUCAGCAUCUUAUGUCUACUACUGCUGCAAUGAGACUGUGCACGGCGUUGAGUUUAACUUCAUCCCGGACACUAAAGGAGUGGUUCUUGUCAGUGAUAUGUCAUCCAACUUCCUCUCCAAGCCGGUAGAUGUGUCGAAGUUUGGUCUGAUAUUUGCCGGCGCACAGAAGAAUGUCGGGUGUGCUGGUGUGACAGUUGUCAUUGUCAGAGAGGAUUUGAUGGGCAAGGCUUUGAAAGAGUGCCCUAUUAUACUGGACUAUCAGGUGCAGGCUGGCAAUAACUCACUCUACAACACUCCUCCAUGCUUCAGUAUUUACAUUAUGGGUUUGGUUCUGGAGUGGAUCAAGAACAACGGAGGGGCGGAUGCCAUGGAACGACUAAACAAACAGAAAUCCGACAUCAUCUAUGACAUUAUCAACCACUCCAAUGGAUUUUACUCAUGCCCAGUUGACAUGGCGUGUCGAAGCCGCAUGAACGUUCCGUUCCGCAUCGGAAAGAAGGAAGGGGAUGAAAGUCUUGAAAAGGCAUUUCUUGAUGGUGCUUCUAAACUUGGCAUGAUCUCACUUAAAGGACACAGAUCUGUGGGUGGCAUCCGGGCUUCCCUGUACAAUGCAGUGACUGUUGAAGACGUGAAGGCUCUUGGCGCCUACAUGGAAGAAUUCCUUAAGAACCGCCAGUAGCUUAAAAGCCUUUUUUUGAAAGUAGUAGUUUUUACUUGCAUUGAAAACUGUUUUCUAUACCUUUAAAAUAGAGUGACACUUAACGAAUUUGCAGCAUUUAUUGCAACAAGUCGUAGCAGAUGAAUGGACUAUAAUAAAACACUAAUUCUCCUCUCAUUUCAAUAGCUAAUGGUUGUCAUUAAGUAAAAUUACUUUUUAAACUAACAAUUUUAUUCAAAUUGUAGUUGUGCCUUAAUACUUGUAAAAUUGUAUUUGAAUUGUUUUCCAAAACAUUCCUUGUUUUACUAAUAUAAAUGUGUGUUAUUAGUAGCUGAAUGGACCAAAUACUGUGAUACAAGCAAAAAUAAAAUAAAACACUACUAAACUCUACUACAA
Molecule: messenger RNA, 1612 nt
Organism: Onychostoma macrolepis
Lineage: Eukaryota; Metazoa; Chordata; Actinopteri; Cypriniformes; Cyprinidae
Gene: psat1
Product: phosphoserine aminotransferase 1
Exons: 9
Coding region: 131-1237 (368 amino acids)
Biological process (GO): L-serine biosynthetic process
Cellular component (GO): cytoplasm
Molecular function (GO): pyridoxal phosphate binding; O-phospho-L-serine:2-oxoglutarate transaminase activity
Source: RefSeq, a predicted model, not a curated record